Rhizophagus irregularis DAOM 181602=DAOM 197198 is the source of this 1046-nucleotide messenger RNA. RefSeq lists its product as uncharacterized. NCBI's taxonomy places the organism in Eukaryota, Fungi, Glomeromycota, Glomeromycetes, Glomerales, Glomeraceae. Gene Ontology annotation, molecular function: phosphatase activity. The record is from RefSeq and is a predicted model, not a curated record.
AUCAAUUAUCGAUUAUGGUUUUAAGACUUCCCGUAGUAUAUCUUGUUCGUCAUGGUGAAACAGAGUGGUCAAAAACUGGACAACACACCUCAACAACAGAAGUAGAAUUAACUUCUCACGGUAUUACCCAAGCUCGUGAUCUAUCUCGUUUCGUUUUUGAAAACCAAUGUCAAGAUUUCACUAAUCCAUCAAAUAUCGAUCUAAUCCUUGUUUCUCCACGUAAAAGAGCUCAGCAAACUCUCGGAUUAAUUACUCUUCCUAAGAAAGAUCAAAUUCCCACCUUCACUGACCCCAAUUUAGCAGAAUGGAAUUAUGGUGAUUAUGAAGGAAUCACCACACAUGAAAUUCAUAGUACUAAAUAUGCGUUUUGGGAUAUUUGGAGAGAUGGAUGCCCCAAUGGAGAAACAAUUCAACAAGUAGCCACUCGAUGUGAUCACAUGAUUGCAAAAGUUAUGACACAUCAGAAUGAUCAUAUGGACAACAAUCCCAGUUCACCAAGUGGUGACGUCCUUGUCGUUGCCCAUUCUCACUUAUUGAGAAUUUUGGCAUGUAGAUGGUUGAAUAUGCCACCUGAAUCUGGAAGACAUUUUAUUGUUGAUACCGCGGGGUUGUGUGUAUUGGGCUAUGAUAGAUCAAUGAGAACUCCAGUAAUUAAACAAUGGAAUGUUACGAGUCAUUUAUUUCAAAGAUCAGACGAAUAACGCUUCUAAUUAUAUUAUUAUGAAGAAAAAUCAAAAACGCAAUAAUAUAUUAGCCAUAUAUAAGUAUUCUAUAAUUCUAUCGAUCGAAAUUCAUUUCUAAAGAAAGGAAAUAUAUUAUUACAAAAAUUAGAAAUAAAAAAAUAAACAAAUAUAAAAAUACCUUAUGCCUUAUUGUUCUUUGCCUUGAUUUUUUCUUGUAUUGCUUGGAAUUCCUCUUCAGUUGGCUCUUCUAUCAUUUUCUUGUUCUUUUUUCCUUUGCCAGUAGUCUUCGCUUUCUUACUUUCAUUACCACCGUAUUUAGCUUCUAAACUUUCAACUAACGUGCUCAUUCGUUUCUUUUGUUUC